This is a messenger RNA of Chelonus insularis, 750 nucleotides long. Its product is annotated as fibroin heavy chain-like. Bases 71 to 547 code for a protein of 158 amino acids. Lineage: Eukaryota; Metazoa; Arthropoda; Insecta; Hymenoptera; Braconidae. The record is from RefSeq and is a predicted model, not a curated record. The transcript has 2 exons.
UUGCUAGACAACAUCACAUCAUCGCGAUCUGUCAAUAGAGACAUAGUCAGUUACUAUACUUUUAAUAAUCAUGUAUAAAAUUGUAUCAUUCUUGGCCGUCUGCGUGUCAGUUGUGGCUUCAGCUCCAUCAGGUCUCUUGUAUGGUCAUGGAGUCGGCUUAGCUGGACCUGUUCUUGGAGCAGCUGGUCUUGCUGGACCAGCAGUUGGACCUGCCGCCCUUUCAGGACCUGUUGCUGGACCAGCUAGAAUUUCUGGUGCUGUUGAUGGAGGUGCAGUCGUAACUGGAUCAGUUGCUGGACCAUCAGUUGUUUCUGGUAGCGUUGUUGGUGGUACUGCUGUUGUUGAACCUGGUUACGGUUAUGGUCUUGGAUACGGAUGGAAUGGACUAGCAGCUCAUGGUGCUCAUGGAGCUGUACUGGCUGGUCCUGUAUUAGGUCAUGCUGCUAUCUCUGGUCCUGCUGCACUCCCAGCAGUUGUGGCUGGACCCUCUGGAAGUAUUGUUGCUGGAGGAGGUUACGGGCAUGGACAUAGAUGGUGGGGGCAUUAAUCAUUUCGAUAGACUUCGACAACCCGGAAUUUACUCGACUACCACUUAUCGACCUCAUAUUAAAUACGACUCAUGAUCUCCGUAUAUUUUACCUCUUUUUUGUAUAAUUUGGAAUAUAUACCUCGCUACUUGUAUAUAACAAAUAUUUUUUCAAAAUGUGUAUCAAUUUUUUUUUGCAAAUAAAAAAUUAAUAACAUAAAAAA